AUGAGAGCCACGCGUCCCGUCCUGGUCGGUGCCCUUCUGGCCCUGCUGCUCUGCCUCCCCAGUCCCGGUCAUGGAGAAUCUUACUUUGGGGACAGCUACUGCAGUUUACAAGCCUUCCAAGAUGUCUCCACCUUCCACCUGUCACUACAGAUCAAGACGAGUCGGCGAAGUGGGCUGCUGUUUCUGGCUGCAGGAAUGGAGGACUACCUGUUUCUUGAGCUCCAAAACGGGAAAGUACAGGCACGGAUGAACAUGGGGGCUGAUGAGGUGACACUGUCCUCGACCCAAGGGUUGCAGCUGAACAACCUUCUGGACCACAAAAUCUCUCUCACACUGGGCGAUGGCAAACUUACCAUGAUAAUUGAUGAGCUCUUCCCAACAUUUGUUCCUGUGGAUGACGACGGCGAACAGCUCAAUAUAGACAUGGGCAUUUUGCUUGGAGGAACCGGAGACCUGGAUGCUCCCUACAUCAGCAAUGCCAUUCCCCCUUUCCGCGGUUGCAUUACUCAGGUCAAAUUUGAGUCCCACCAGUUUGAUAUUCUCAGCACGGCAUUUAAGCAAUGCCACGACACGAAGGAAUCCUGCAGCAGUGAGUUUGAGGCUGGUGAUGGGGAGGCAACUAGUUUCAGCACCCCUGAUUCCUUUGUGUCCUUCCCCACCUGGAGCGGGGCUAGUGGUGCUCCAAGGGUCUUAGAAAUCCUAAUGAAAACCACCAUUGAGGACGCGUUGUUAGUUUUCCACCCUGGCCAAGAGUCGGACUUCAUUUCUGUUGGUGUUGUGAAAGGCUAUCUCAAAGGCAUGCUGGACCUUGGCAAUGGCGUGGAGGUAAUAGAUAAUACCGAGGUGCAGCUGGAUGAUGAUCAGUGGCAUAGAGUUAAGGUGCAAGUCAGUCAGGACUCUUUUGUCCUUAAUGUAGAUAGCCAGUCUGUCUCCCUUCCUCUUGACUCAUCACAAAAAUUGGACUUGGUUGGAAACUUGUAUCUAGGAGGCAUACAGGGGAAAAUGAAGGAUGUCUUUCGUGAGAGCGGGUCUUUAAGUCGUGCAGAAGAGGAAAUGACAGCCGAAUCCUUCAUUGGUUGUUUGGGGGAAAUCAAAGUAAAUCAGAAGGAUAGAAGCCUGCAGGAUGCUUUGGUGACCAAAGAUGUUCAUGUCAAAUGUGAAGGAGAGGAAUAUGACUACUCGAGUUACUAUGACACAGACGCAACAACAACUUCUCCUCCCGUUCGCAUCCGAUAUGAGGAUGUGGAAAUCAACGAUCAGCAUUGCUACCCAACAGAUGACACGCCAGAGAUAUUUAGAAAUGUCACAAAACUUCUUGAUGUCACCCCAUUGCUUGUGCCUGAAGGUGGGGAAGCUUUACUUUUCAUCAGCAACCUAAGUCCUACAUUUGACCUCAGUGCUGCAGGAAUGCGUCAAUCUCAGAUAAUCUUUACUGUCCAGAAUGAUCCCUGGUACGGCUUGGUUGACAUUAACACUAGUACAAGACGCACCCAAAAGUUCACUCUUCUCGAUGUCAUCAAUAAAAAAAUUAAAUAUAUGCAUGAUGGAAAUGAAAGGCAUGCAGAUCAAGUCCAGCUGCAGGUGGUUGCUGAAAGUAACGACUACCUUCCAGAGUGUUUAAAGACUCCUCAAGAGUAUGUCCUCCCAAUUGAAAUUAUUCCAGUCAAUGAUAUACCUCAACUUGGUGGAGGAGAAAUCACCAUCACAGAAAACGGCAGAACUCGUUUGAGUCCCGGCCUUAUCAAAAUCACAGAUUCUGACACCCGCUGUGAUGAAUUAGUAGUAACUGUGACCUCAGAGCCUUCCAUGGAAGCUGGUUACUUAGAAAACGGUCAGCAGCCAGGAAGAAGCAUUUCAGAGUUCACUUGCAGGGAAUUAAAAGAUGGAAAUAUCUAUUUCAUACACAGAGGGGGUAGAGCUACUGGAAUUACCUUGGAGGUUUCUGACGGACAGUCAGUGAGCCAUUCAACUACUUUUACCUUAUCUGUGACUAAGCCACAUAUGACUAUCGUCACCAACACUGGCCUUCUCUUGUCUCAAGGAAGCAACGCCUCCAUAGGUGGCCAAAAUCUGGCUGUCAUCGCUCAUCCUCGUAAUGGUGAUAUUCUGUAUAACAUCACAGAACCUUUGAUAUUUGGAGAACUACAAAUAAGGACAAGUAAUGGAAUGUACAAGCAGGUUACAACUUUCCAUCAAUUUGAUCUGGAUCAAGACCACCUUAGAUACGUAAGCACAGACUCGGCUGACCAGGAAGAUAUUGUGAGCGAGCGGAUUCAAUUCAACGUCCACCUGGGGCAGUACUCCAUCGGGAACAACACCUUCUUGGUCAAGAUCAUGCCUGCACAAGUGAAAGUUUCUACCCUGGUUCCACUAGAGAUGGAGGUAGGUGAAGCGCAAACAAUAGGACUCACAGAGCUUCAAGCCGAAGUAAAAGGGAAAAACCCAGAUCCACAAACUGUAAAAUACAUCCUUUUCAAGCCUCCAACACUCGGUAGUCUCCAGUUGUCAGACAGAGAGUUAAAUGAGGGAGACAUCUUCACACAGAAGGACAUUUUGGACAGUACUAUUAGCUACGUGGUGCGUGUGCAAAGAGCUGUGGAUACUCUAGACCAGUUCCAGUUCAGAGUCCUUGCUGAUGAUCAGUACUCCCCUCUGUACACCUUUCCCAUUACCAUCCUCGGCAAUGCCGAUGCUCCUGUUUUGACCAAUGAGAGGCUGGUUGUCUUGCAUGGCGGUGAGAAUACUCUGAACAAAAACUAUCUUUGGAUUCAUUCUCCAGGUUCUACAGAUUUGAUGUACCGGGUCACACAGGUGCCAAAGUAUGGGCGACUGAUAAGGGACUCCCCACCCGGGCAGCCUAGAUUUGAGGGGGCGAUAAGAGUAUUCAGCAACGAAGACCUCCAGGCUGGAAGGCUUAUUUACAAGCAUGAUGGCUCUAAGACAAGCAGUGAUGAGUUCCAUUUCUCAGCGUUUGAUCAAGGAGCAGAAAAUGACGAUGAGGAAGUAGCGAGUGGAGUUUUCAGAAUAUCCAUCCAAUCUAAGAACGAGCAUGCUCCUGUGAGGGUUGUGGACAACGUCUUCAACAUAGUCCGCCACGGUCAGCGUCUGCUUACAACUGAUGUCAUCCAGUUUAAAGAUGACGACUCAGGUUUCAAUGACACACAAAUUGUCUACGCUCGUGAGGGAAUCCUCUCAGGCAACAUCGUCUCAACAUCUAAUCCUUCACAGCCCCUGUUCCGUUUCACACAAGCCGACCUGCGAGAUAAGAACAUCCUCUUCAUUCACCACGGAGCAGACCGAGAGCGCUUCUCCCUUCAGGUGUCAGAUGGCUUCCACAAGACCACCGCGCUGCUUGAGAUCCAGGCAGGUGAGCCCUACUUGCGAGUAGUAAACAACACCAUCAUUGUCAUCGACCAUGGAAGCACCAAGACCCUUAACACCAGCCUGUUGAGCGCUGACUCCAACAUGGACAUCAGAGACGACAGUGAGAUCAAGUUCCUGGUCAUAUCGCCACCCAACGACGGCAGGAUUAUUGUGAGUGGGAUUGAGGCUGCAGAGUUCACCCAGGAGGACCUGAAAAAAGGCGUCGUCUCGUAUGAGCAUAAUUAUGAAAGUCUUAGAUCCAAGGACUCCUUCGGCUUCACCGUCGAAGCAAGAGGACAUUCUGAAGAAGGCACAUUCAGGAUUAAAAUAUUCAAGCAAGGUUACCUUUCUGAGCCUGAGGUGAUAACCAAUGAGGUCAUCAUUUCCUAUGAGGGAGAGCACACCAUAAUCAAUCAGGAUAACCUCAAGGUGGACCAAGCUGAUAUUCUUCCUACAGAAAUGGUGUUCACCAUUAAAGAGCCUCCUCGUCUCGGCCACGUGGUCAAACUGACAAACAGCUCGGACAGCACAGCCUCGCCUGUCCUCAACUACAUUCACUCCUUCACUCAGGAGGACAUUGAUCAGGGACGCAUUCUCUAUGUGUCUGCAUCCAUCCAGGGCAAUGACGCUUUCAAAGUUGAUGUCAGCAAUGGUUUUAAUACCGUGGAGGACCUGCAGAUCUCUGUGAACAUCGUGCCCCGGCUCAUUCCCAUCCAGACCUUCAACUUUACAUUGAAGGAAGGCCUCAAUAGGGCAAUUGACGCAGAGAUUGUUAACAUCUCACACCCCUUCUACACCUCAGAAAACAUCGACUUUGUUGUGGAAGAGGCACCGCAGCACGGGGAGAUCCGUUUCCUGGAUGGAGACGAAAUCACCUACUUCUCAUGGGAUGAGCUAAAACUUGGACGCGUCUACUACAUGCAUGACAGCACCGAGAGCACGGAGGACAGUUUUACACUCUCUGCCACGGCUUAUGAUAUUGACCGGCGGAGCCUCCCCGUCACCAUCUCGGUGACUGUCAUACCAGUCAACGACGAGCCGCCAAAACUGACACGCAACACAGGACUGGAGGUUCUUGCUGGAGAGGAAGCUGAUAUCACCUCCAGCAUGCUGAGCACUGAGGACGCCGACACUCCUGCAGAGGAACUGGUUUACAACGUCGAGGUGCCAACCAGUGGGAUGGUGGCGUUGAAAGAGGCGCCCGAAGAGGGCAUCCUAAAUUUCACACAGGCUCACAUAAACAAAGGGGAGGUCAUCUUCAUUCACGAGGGUGAGGAGUCUGGUGGUUUCAGUUUCACAGUGACAGACGGCGAGCACACAUCUCCUCUCUACCAAUUUGUUGUCACAGCCAGGCCUCUCACCAUCACCAUGGUAACGCAGGAGGAGCUCAUGGUAUUUCCAGGAACAAGGCAGUCUAUCACGAGUGCCAAUCUGGGGGCUGUGACCAAUGAGGAUGGCAAUGAGAUAAGCUACUCUCUUAUCCGCCCACCUCGUUUGGGAAGACUGAUCCUGGCCAAUGACAGGAACCAGUAUGAGGAAAUUACCCGCUUCUCACAAACACAGCUGGAGUCAGGAGUGGUCUACUAUGAGCACCAGAUACCUGCGGAGCCUUUUUGGGUGGUGAGGGACUCCGUAGAGCUAACUCUGUCAUCCCAACCAGCUCCUGAUGUCCGUCACAUCCUGCCCAUCACUGUCUCUUACUUUGCUGCUCACAGCAACAUCUCCUCACAGCUAUGGAAGAACAAAGGUUUGGAAAUUGUGCAAGGCCAGAGGAAAGCCAUUGAUGAUUCAAUUCUUGAUGCCUCCAACCUUCUGGCUAUUCUACCUGAAGUUGAGCGAGACGAUGUGGAUGUGGUUUUUGAGAUCAAGCGUUUCCCUGACCACGGUCGUAUCACCCUGGGUGGCCAGGACCUGCCCCGUAAUGCCCCAUCCUUCAUGCAAGAAGAUGUUACCCAGGGAAUGCUGGAGUAUUUCCAUGAUGACUCGGGGGCCCCGUCUGACAGCUUCUCUUUCAGAGCCCGUCUAAAGUCUGAGGGUCAGGAUUUGGCCUCACCUGCCGAAUCUGUGGUCCUGGAGGAGAUGUUUAACAUCUCAAUCAAACGCCGCGGCUCUGACUCCCCCGAACUGGUCACUAUAGACAUGCUCUUGGAGGUUCUUCAAGGCUCCAUGACCCUUUUGACUCAGAAGCAUCUUAACACUCAAGACGAGGACAGCCCGCCAGAUGAGGUGCACUUCAAAGUUACCAAGGCCCCUGGCAACGGUCAUCUGGUUGACUCCCUCACAAUGGACCCCAUCUCUGGGUUCACACAGGAGAUGGUGAAUCGUGGGCAGGUGGGCUUCUUCAGCGAUGGCAGUCUUGCCGGUGGAUUUAUGGAAUUCAUUGUGUCGGAUGGAGAACACCAAACAGAGCCACACACGCUCCACAUCGGCGUCCUUGCUCGCACCUUGUUCCUUGACAAAGCUCCUGAGAUCAAGGUGAAGCAAGGCGAUGAUGAGACCCUGGUGACUGAGGAGAUGUUGAAGGCCACUACUGGAGGCCCUGUUGAGGAGGACAUCCUUUACAAGAUCACAAGUGUACCUAAGUAUGCAGCUGUCAUGGUAGAUCGGCAGCCUACAUCCGCCUUCACCCAGAAACAGAUCAAAGAGGGAAGAGUCAGUGUCCGCUUUGUUAAGUCCACUUCACCUCGAGACAGUGUUGCAUUUGUGGCCCGUAGCAGGGCUGCAAAUGUCUCCUCUGUCCUCAACAUCACGGUCCAGCCUCUGGCCAACAUCGCUCAGGAUCCUCUCUUACCCCAAGGUGCUCUUGUCCAAUUGGACAGGAAGCUCCUGGAUGCCACUCCCCUGGCAAACAAGACCAGAACCUCUCCAACAUUCACAGUCAUCCAACAGCCCCGCGGGGCUCGCUUUGUGAGGUCUGGAGGUCCUGGUGCAGGUCAGCCAGUUGACACAUUCAGCCAGAAGGAACUGGAUGAGGGGCGAGUAGCUAUGGAAAUCCUGAAUAGCGCUCCUGGAUCACAAGGUAGUGUCAGUCAGGACGAGGCCCGCUUCCUGCUCAAAGCCCAUGGGGUUCCUCCAGCAGAAUGUGUGCUUUCCUUCCAGACAGGCCCCUACAAUGCUUCUGGGGUCUACCCUGUCACUCUGUUGAGGAUUCCCUCAGAAGCCCCAUCAAAGGACAGUAAUGACCUCCCUGGUGCUGGGUCGCCUCGUUCCACCUCAGCUAGCCCCAAAUUGAGCGGCAACAUGGACUGGCCUUAUGGAGAUGCCCCCACAACAACAUCUUCUGGCUCUAACGCCCAUGGGAAAACACAUGUUCACCGGCGCAGCAACUUCUGGUCUAUUCUCAUACCGAUCCUGGUAAUUCUUCUCCUCUUAUUGCUGGCAGCCAUCUUGGCCUACUACCUGAUCCGUAAAAACAAAACAGGCAAGCACAACGUCCAGACCGCAGCAACCAAGCCUAAAAACGGGGAGGUGGCCAGCGCGGAAACCUUUCGCAAAACUGACCCAGCCAAUAACAUCCCCAUGUCCAACAUGGACUCCAAAGACGCAGACCCGGAGUUGUUGCAGCACUGUCGGACAACGAACCCGGCCUUGAAAAAGAACCAGUAUUGGGUCUGAGACAUUUUGAGAUAAGACACAGAGGGAGAUGCUCCUCAAUUGUUUUGAAGUCUCCUGAAAUCAUUCCUCUCAGUAUUAAAGACCUCUUGCCACAGCAGUUCAAAUGAAAAUCAUGUUUUGACACCAUUUGUUAUUUACUUAUCUCAACAUAACUGUGGACAAAUUCUCAGGCAAUGAAACACUGAAUACUUAUUGGCAAAGAAAGAGGCACUUGCUUAUCUAAGGAGGCUCAGGCCAUGUCUAUUUAUUUUAGUUUUAUCAUUCCUCUUGUCAAAGGGCACAAAUGAAGACAUAAACAUGCCAAGUGUUUGCAAAAAGUAUGGUGGGUGUGCUCUGUCAUUGUAUUCCAUAUGAUAUCAUAGGCCUAUAUUAUUCAUUUCAGUGGAUAGGUGAGCUAUAGUCUUUGUGAUGUUUUGAUUUUAGUUUUUCAUUCAUCAGAAAAGUUGAUAAGCCUUGUACAUAGAUGAUGAGGUAAAUAUAUGCUGUAUUAUCGAGAAGUUGAAAAACUGCCUCUUUGCAUUUUCUCUUUUAUUUUUCAAUACUUUUAAGGUACCAUUGUAUUAUGUUUCUCAGGGCUAAAUUCAGUUUAAAGGAAUAGUACAACAUUUUGGAAAAUACGUGAAUUCACUUUUAUUUCAGAGAGUUACUGUAGAUUAGAAGAUUGAUUCCACUCCAAUAUUUGCCUGUUAAAUACUAAGCUACAGCAAUGAGAUGUUAACUUUGCUAAAUCUAAGGGGGAAACAUCUAAGCUGGUUCCAUUCAAAGGUAAAGUCAGUCAGUCGCCCUACGCAUCGAACUAUGACUUAACGUGGCCAUAGUUAUAGCAGGAGUGAAUGAGAAAGUCAGGUUACAUUGGUUAAAGAGUGAGAAGGUUCAAAAAAGAUAUAGAAUUAAAUAGUUACAUUUUUUUCCACAUGUCAUGUAUGAAAAUAUCCAAAAUGAACACUGUAAGCAGACAAGUUGAUUACUAUAAGCACAAUAUUAUAACAGCAAAUGUAUAGGACUGAUUCUGUUCCAAGCUUUUUGAUCAAUAUAAUCGGUUGAUCUCUGUAACUGUGAACAUGCGGUCUAAACUUAACCAAGUUGUUUCCUAUGAAAACGGGAGUUUAUUUUGAAAGGACAGUGUAUGCAUGUAAUAAAGAGGAAAUUGACAUGUGGAAAACUGGCGCUAGAGGGGUACCAAGAGCGCCAUAGUUUGACGCGUAGGGCCACUGAUGAAGCUGUCAUAAUAGGCGAGUUGGGAGUGAAAACGUAAGCUCUCUAACCAACAUGUUAUUUACAAGAAGACCAGAAGUUGUGGUUUUAUGUGGGGUUAUAUGCCAGAGUAUUUCUUGGCUGGACGCAGUGACUUCCUGAACCAGGCUAGCUGAAACAAGCUAGCUGUCUGUCUGUCUUCUGCUAUCCUCAGCUAACUGUCUCUAGGCUGUAGCUUCAUAUUUAACGGACACAUAUGACACUUUCUUCUUGUCUAACUCACAGUUAGAGAGCAAAAUAACAAAAAAUGUCAAACUAUUACUUUACCGUCAUCACAGAUUUACAUUUUAGUAGUAUUCUUUUGUGUGGAAAGAGGAGAACUUAAUAAUAAAAACUGUUUAAAAUGAAAAAGUUGUUGCGACAACUUGCGCAGGUUUGAUUGAAUUUAGCUCCGAGUUAUGUCAUCAUCUGUCAUAUGUUAUUAUUUCUGCAUGCUUCCAAAGUGCUUGUAAAUAUUCACUGGACUGGCACAGCACUGACCGCAAACCUACAGAGUACACAGUUUGUAGACCACAGGCAGGAGGUUAUUUUGGUAGCGUUGGUCUUUAAAACAUCCGUAUUGGCUGACAGGCACGGUUGAGGUCAUCUCCAACUGGGAUGUUUCCAGUUUCCAAGUCUGCAAUUAAGAAUUUAUAAAAGCUAGUUGGUGCUAGGAGGGGGGAUAAUGAAUAAAAUGCUCCAUGGUUUAGCUAACAUUGUUGGGGAAAAUAAAGAUAUUUACAGAGUUUCUUUUUAAAUCUUCACAGCUAUUUUUUUUAUUUUAAGCAUUCCAUAUGUAAGCUAAAUAUACAAACUGUCAUAUAUUGAAAUUGUGAGAUUUUCUACCUUUUUUUCGACUUUUUUUGUAUGUUGAAACUAAGAUUAGUGUUGCUGUCAAUCAGUCUCUUUUUGUUUCUGUUGGGGCGUCUUUAUCGUCACUCUGACCUGUGACGGUUAUCUGGUUGUUGAAUGUUGAGUGAAGUACUUAAGGUGAAGUAGAAAGUAUACAAUGAGAAAACCAGAUACGUUUUUUUUAAUCCACUUAAGAAAAGAAAGACUCAACUAUUUUGUUUUCUAAAAGGUGUUUGACUAUUUGCUGUACAUUUCUUUUCUCAAACUGUAUACCGAUGACACCUUAUUCUUUGUUAGUCAUAUACUGAAUAUUGAAUAGUUUCUUUGCAGUAUUCUUCUAUUGAACUUAUAUUUUUGUAGUGUUUUGAGAACAGGAAAUGUGGGUAGAGAUUUUACAGACAGCACAGAGCUCAGGAAGUAAUGUGUUUAAGUAGACUGUCUAUUUACAGUGACAUCUUUAACAGAUAGCUGAAAUAAAUAUAUUGGUUUCUCCUCCAGGAGAUCACAUCCACAUCUUACCAGUUUUAUGUGUAAAUAUUUGUUUUUUCAGUAAGACUUUUGGGCUUGAUUAACAUCUCGAAAUAUAUAUAUAUCAUGAUUUGUACAUGUAACCACAUUUAAUUAGAUUGAUCAACUGCAAAGUAUGCCUUUGUCUAUGUUUGUCUGUCUCUUUUUUUACGUUUGUGUGUGUUUGUUCAGGUGCCCGUCACUCUUCUCCUGUCUGCUUAUCGAAGGCUGAGUUCAUGGCAGAGUUUCAUCACCACCCCUCAUUUCUCCUUAUUUAUUAUUUCUGUCACUCCCCAUACAUCAAAUCAUACUCAAGUUAUGUACUUUGUCAGAGAUUAAUUUGUAAUCUGUAAACUACAGGUGCCUUUAAAAAUAAUGAUAAUACAAAGCAAUGUUUAGAUUAUGGAAUAAGAGAAUUGUCUUUUGCUGCAAAAUGCCUCUGAGCUUCAUCUCGGCACUA
Molecule: messenger RNA, 10030 nt
Organism: Anoplopoma fimbria (sablefish)
Lineage: Eukaryota; Metazoa; Chordata; Actinopteri; Perciformes; Anoplopomatidae
Gene: cspg4
Product: chondroitin sulfate proteoglycan 4
Exons: 11
Coding region: 1-6978 (2325 amino acids)
Biological process (GO): homophilic cell-cell adhesion
Cellular component (GO): membrane
Molecular function (GO): calcium ion binding
Source: RefSeq, a predicted model, not a curated record